UUCUAACAAUUAUUGGACAUCAUAGAUGGUAUAUGAUUCCGACUCCGACUUUGUCAUUAGACUCGGUACUGCCAUCGCUUGCAGUAUUGAGAAACCUUCAAACACUGCGCGUAGAGAGGUGCGAAUUCAACUGUGAUGUAUCUGUCAUUGGGGAGCUAAAGACACUCAUGGUACUCAGUCUACGUGGAUGUCGGGGACUCAAGCAAUUGCCUCAUACAUCUAAAAACUUGUCUGAUCUGAGACUGCUUGAUUUGACGGAUUGCUACAAGCUUGAAGUAAUCUCACCAGGUGUGAUAUCAAGUUUAACAAGACUAGAAGAAUUGUACAUGUUGGAUAGCUUUGAAAAUUGGGAGGUUGAGAAACUAGCCUCCACCGAAACAACCGAGUGGAUCUCUAAAUUGGAGGAGGCUGAGCAGGAAAGAGCUGCUGCUGGAUCCCAAGGAGUGGACUCAGACUCAGAAGCAGAAACGACAGUGGACACGUGGAAGGGAUGGAACAGAUUGGCGGUUGAGCAACCAGCAAAGGUAGGAAAGCAAUUUAGAGUAGAGGUUCGAGAUUUGAUAACCAAGGAGGAGUACACAAGGUGGGCUAACUCGAUGGAGUGGAACACUGGGAUACUUGCAGAGCUGCUUUCCUUGUCCCGUUUGACUACUUUACAAGUUGUUCUACCACCGGUUAAUAAACUGCUAACUACCAGUCUCUUUAACAAGCUUGAAAGAUUUAAGAUAUCUAUAAGAUGGAUGGAGCAUAUUUCUUAUGAGGAACUAGAGGAGGAGCAGAGUGGCAACUACUUGAGAGUUCAAGAUCUUGAUGUACGCGUUGCUGUGGGUGGUGGAGUCACUUCGUUGCUAGAGAAAGCUAGCCAUGUUGAGAUUAAAUUGACUCAGCCUCAACUUCUGAAUGUCUUGGAUAGAGUCUGUUUCCGAAAGACGAAGCGUCUUAAGUUCCAGGAAUGUAACGAUGUGGAGUAUCUGAUUGACACUACUACUACUACACAUAGCAGCAGCGCCAUCUUUCCUGUCUUGAAUUCACUGGAGAUUACUAAGGCAAGGAGGCUGAAAGUGAUUUUUCAUGGUGAACUGCCAACGGGGUUUCUCAAGCAACUACGUGCAUUGAUAUUAUUCAACCUACCAGCAUUGACCUGUAUUUGGAAGACCAACGGUCGAUCUCAACAUGAUAACGAGGAAGUGAUCAACUUCCAAAGUCUGACAGAAUUAUGUCUCUCAGACUUACCAAGAUUCACUAGUAUAACAAAAUAUGCCUCUAAGGGGACGGAGAGGCUACCAGAAGACAGCAGCCCGGAACAAUCUGACAUCACUAUACUAUCUCUGUUCGACACCAAGGUUCAUUUCCCAGUCCUGACAGAACUACGCUUGGGCUCCAUGAACUUCAAAGAGAUAUGGAACAACCAAUUUUCAGCAGAAUCCUUUUGUGAGCUAAGAAUUCUACGGGUAGAGCGAUGUCACGAACUGUUGCAUUUGGUACCAACACAUAUGCAAAAUAGAUUGCAGAAAUUGGAGUACAUAGAAGCUUGGCGCUGUUCAUCACUUAAAGAGAUAUUUGAAUUUAGAAGAUUGAUUGUUGAUGAUGAAGGGGAUGCUACAACAAUUUCUGAGUCAGGAGAUCAAGGGGCGCAAAUAAACAAGAUGAUGUCUUUCAAACAAUCUUGUCAAGCCUUUCAGAAUCUUAAAAAGAUAUUGAUUAAGCGUUGCGACAGUUUGAGAACUCUGCUCUCUCCCUCAGUUGCUAGAGGUCAAACACUAAAGAUAGAAAAGUGCAGGAAGAUUGAAGAGAUAGUAGCAGCACCAGCAGAGGGUGAAGAAACAGAGGAUGACAACUUGUUCCCUCAGCUACGUACUCUGGAACUUAAGGUUCUACCAAAUCUCGGAAGCUUUUCACAAGGCAAAUAUAAUUUCAAAUGGCAACUGGUGAAAGACAUCACAAUCCUCUACUGCAAGAAUAUGGAGAGGUUUUGUUUAGGAUCCCUCAGCACACCGAAGGAAGUGAAAAUUAGUGUCGAAGAUGCUGGUGAGAGUGUUUCGCUGGAGCUCAAUGACAGUAGACAAGAAAUCUGAUCAAUCAGGGUAUGCGACUGCAUUUCUACUCUCGUACGUUCAACACUCUCAUUUGUGUUUUAAUUAAUUGGAAUCCAGUAAUUGUAGAAAACUUGAUGAGGUCAGUGAAAAAUUGGUGAGUACUAACUAUAGGCUAAAGGUCAUGAUCAUAAACCCUCCACCACGUACGUGACUAGUGAACAUAGUCGGAUAACCCUUUUCAUCUUCGAAUUCGUUAGGGAAAAUUACUAAGCUGUUCGUGUAGCUAGUUCGAGCCUUUUUCAGUUACGUAGGGACUCAAGGGAGCUGUAUCAGAAUCCAGUGGAUGCCAAGGUCCUUGUUUUGAUUGUAAGACCCGAUUACCCUGUGUCAGUGAUCGAAUACAAUGAUGUUGCC
This is a messenger RNA of Fragaria vesca subsp. vesca, 2450 nucleotides long. RefSeq lists its product as uncharacterized. NCBI's taxonomy places the organism in Eukaryota, Viridiplantae, Streptophyta, Magnoliopsida, Rosales, Rosaceae. The transcript is spliced from 2 exons. Gene Ontology annotation, molecular function: ADP binding. The coding region runs from base 33 to 2075 and encodes 680 amino acids. The record is from RefSeq and is a predicted model, not a curated record.